Tachyglossus aculeatus (Australian echidna) is the source of this 672-nucleotide messenger RNA. Its product is annotated as vomeronasal type-1 receptor 42-like. The record is from RefSeq and is a predicted model, not a curated record. Gene Ontology annotation, cellular component: membrane. Bases 1 to 672 code for a protein of 223 amino acids. Gene Ontology annotation, molecular function: pheromone receptor activity. The transcript is spliced from 2 exons. Lineage: Eukaryota; Metazoa; Chordata; Mammalia; Monotremata; Tachyglossidae. Gene Ontology annotation, biological process: G protein-coupled receptor signaling pathway.
AUGCUCCUCACCAGGGUGGUCACAGAGGCAUUGUCAGCCCACGGUCUGCAGCUGCUACAGGCUGACAUCAGGUGUAAGAUGUUAGCAUUUGUCUACCGCGUUACACGUGGCACAUCCAUGGGCACCACCAACCUUCUGAGCAUGAUCCAGGCCAUCGCGAUCAGCCCCAGCCACCCCUCCCGGGCCCAGCUCAAUGCCCAGUUGGCCAAGCAUGUCUUCCCGGCAUGUGUCAUCAUCAGGUUCAUCAACGUGCUCGUGGAAGCCAACCUCCUCAUGAGGAUGGUUUCAUCCCCCAACGUGACCAGCAGAGAACAGGUUCCAGAACAACUACUGCCUGGGCUCAUGGGACGCUCCAGCGGCUACAUUGUCCACCUACUGCUCUGCCACAGCUGGAGGGUCCGCCAUCUCCAUGGCCACUGCCUGACUCCCAGGACCUCGCCGUUGACUCAGACCACCCAAUCCAUCCUGCUGCUAGUGAGCUGCUUUGUGGCCUUUUACUCUGGAGAUUUUGUCCUCUCUCUCUUCCUCGGAACAACCCGGAGAAACGAUCCCUUCCUCUUGGUGAUUUCACACUUUAUGUUCAGUGGUUACACGGCCGCCAGCCCAUUUGUGCUGCUCAACCAUCACGACCAGAUCACCAAAUUCCUGGGUUCUUUUUUAGGGAAAAAAUGA